CGGCCGCCGCUGGUGGCAGUUGCCGCGCAGACGCCGUCCAGUAGUUGGCCAGCGGACGGAGGACGCGCUGACAGUCAGGUUCUUCCUUAGCUUUUGAAAUGUUACGCGGUUGCUGGCCGCUCCUACACUUCGAAGCAGUGUGUCACUUGCACCGCAGCUGGGUGACGGCAGUCUUUCGGCCCUUGUCAAUUCGGGGUGGUCGCGGGUUGGCGUGAAUGUGAUUUCCUGACCGCUGACUGCUCCGGUGGGGAAGAUAUUGGGGGCUGCACCACCACCGACCUUCCGAAGGUGCGCAGUGGAGCUGCGCAAUCGGUGCUUGCCUAGACAAGUGUGGACCAAGAAACUAACAGCAAAGGGAAAACUGAAAAGAAUUUAAAGGAAACAAGAAUCUAUUGACUGUGCAUGGAAGGACAGCUAAUGCGCAGGUGUAUUGGUGUUCGCCCAGGAGAAAUCGGAAUGGAUGUUACAAGCCGAUGUACGCUCGGCGAUCCUAACAAACUGCCUGAGGGAGUACCACAACCAGCUAGGAUGCCAUUUGUAUCAGACAAACAUCCCCGGCAGACUUUAGAAGUGAUUAACCUACUGAGGAAGCACCGGGAACUCUGCGACGUGGUGCUGGUUGUGGGCGCAAAAAAGAUUUAUGCACAUCGAGUUAUCCUAUCUGCCUGCAGUCCUUACUUCCGAGCCAUGUUCACUGGUGAGCUUGCAGAAAGCCGGCAAACGGAGGUUGUGAUUCGUGAUAUUGACGAACGAGCUAUGGAGCUUUUAAUUGACUUUGCUUACACGUCUCAGAUAACAGUAGAAGAGGGGAAUGUACAGACCUUGCUGCCGGCUGCCUGCCUCCUGCAGCUGGCCGAGAUCCAGGAGGCAUGCUGUGAGUUCUUGAAAAGACAACUUGAUCCCUCCAACUGCCUUGGGAUCAGAGCUUUUGCUGACACCCACUCCUGCAGAGAACUGCUCCGCAUCGCUGACAAAUUCACUCAGCACAACUUCCAAGAGGUGAUGGAGAGUGAGGAGUUCAUGUUGUUACCAGCCAAUCAGCUGAUUGAUAUCAUUUCUAGUGACGAGUUGAAUGUACGGAGUGAGGAACAGGUUUUUAAUGCAGUUAUGGCCUGGGUUAAGUACAGUAUUCAAGAGAGACGUCCACAGCUUCCCCAGGUAUUGCAACAUGUUCGCCUACCAUUGCUCAGUCCCAAGUUUUUAGUAGGAACUGUCGGAUCUGAUCCCCUCAUAAAGAGUGAUGAGGAGUGCAGAGACCUUGUUGAUGAAGCCAAAAAUUAUUUGCUUUUACCACAAGAACGUCCCCUAAUGCAGGGUCCAAGGACAAGGCCUCGUAAACCUAUCCGAUGCGGCGAGGUUUUAUUUGCAGUUGGAGGAUGGUGCAGUGGGGACGCAAUUUCAAGUGUUGAGCGCUACGACCCGCAGACCAACGAAUGGCGAAUGGUAGCUUCCAUGAGCAAACGGCGGUGUGGAGUAGGGGUCAGUGUGUUGGAUGAUCUUCUUUAUGCAGUGGGUGGACAUGAUGGCUCGUCAUAUCUCAACAGCGUAGAGAGAUAUGAUCCAAAGACCAACCAGUGGAGUAGUGACGUGGCUCCCACCAGUACAUGUCGGACCAGUGUUGGCGUGGCAGUUUUGGGAGGGUAUCUGUAUGCUGUAGGUGGCCAGGAUGGCGUCUCUUGUCUGAACAUUGUGGAAAGGUUUGACCCAAAAGAGAAUAAGUGGGCACGUGUGGCUUCAAUGAGUACCAGACGGCUAGGUGUGGCAGUUGCUGUGUUAGGUGGAUUUCUUUAUGCUGUUGGUGGAUCUGAUGGUACCUCUCCCCUUAAUACUGUUGAACGCUACAGUCCGCAGGAAAACCGAUGGCAUACCAUUGCACCAAUGGGAACUCGCCGGAAGCACCUGGGAUGUUCUGUUUACCAGGACAUGAUUUAUGCCGUUGGAGGGAGAGAUGAUACCACAGAGUUAAGCAGUGCUGAGAGGUUCAAUCCGCGGACUAAUCAGUGGUCUCCAGUUGUGGCUAUGACAUCGCGCAGGAGUGGGGUUGGCCUUGCAGUUGUAAAUGGGCAACUGAUGGCAGUGGGUGGAUUUGAUGGUACUACUUACUUGAAAACUAUUGAAGUUUAUGAUCCAGAUGCAAAUACAUGGAGGUUAUAUGGAGGAAUGAACUAUCGCAGACUGGGCGGUGGAGUGGGUGUUAUCAAAAUGACACACUGCGAAUCCCACAUAUGGUAGAGCAGUAAAGUUUGUUAUCCUUGCUGCUAUUGGAUGCUGUAAUUGUUUAGGAGAGUACACUUUCUUUCUGGUAUUCGGUUCAGUAGAAUCUAGCUGCUGAUCAAUCAAAGUAGGAGAUAUUCAGAGCUCCGUGCAAUAUGUGAUCAACGGGAAAAAAAUGACUUUUGUGUUGAUCCAAUGAACAGUUCCAAUGAUAUUGCAGAUUGAUGCCUAUACAAGUAUUGUGUGUACGGAAGCUUUCAUUCAGAACACCUCAAAAAUGGGCAGAAUAGAAAAGUUGCACAAUUGUAACUUGAAUGGUAGUGAUGAAAUCGAUUUUUUAAUCGUCAUCUUUCAAGGAAUUUGAAAUGAAAGCGGAUGUUGGUUUACAUCUUUUGGAGAUGACUAUCAAAAUAUGGAAAUAAUCUAGUUUCUUUCAGACUGAACAAUUCCACGUACUCUUAAGAAAUAAAAUAUUUAUGGUGAAUGUUAAGUUGGAGCAAAUGCAAACUCGAUUCCCCCCCCCCCCCCCCCCCCCCCGCCUAUGGAGACCCUAAUACUAAAACUACCCAUUGCUACUUUUUUCUGAUGUUUAAUAAUUUUUGUGUUUGGUACAGUGAUAAUAGUAUUUUAUUCAGGAUACAUGCAGGAGGAAUAGUCCUGAACUCCCUGAAAUAUAGCAAAACUGGAAUCUUCAAGGGCAUUGUGGUCAUGAGAGAGUGAACAGUGAUUAUUUCCCCCCUGUAAUUCUAAGUGCAUAGCGUGAUAGUGCACUUCACAUUUCUUGAGUAUAUUGUCAUGACUAAAUAAGAUGCGUUGCUGUUCCUUCUGGAAGCCAAAAAUGUUUGGAAAAGAUGUGCGAUGUACUGUAGAAAGGUUUAUCUUAAAGCAGUAUUUUCUGUUACCAGAAUUCCACUGUUUUACUUGUAAUUGAAAUGAAAAAGUUGCCCAUAACCACCUUGCUACCAGUGGACAUUGUUUAUUUUGCAUUUGUUUCAUGUGGGGCAUUGUCAGCUUUGGGUGGAUGUUAAGUGGUUUUAAAAAAAUCAUUGUUAUGUGACUGAAGUGGAUAAUACCAGUGCGAUGCGCCUUAUGCUGAACAGUCUCUUUUUAGAGGCUACACAGCUCAAUCACCAGGUGUAUCAAAUAAAUGUUCAGGUGUGCUUUUAAGUGAAGAUCAUUAAGAGAAGGAAGGUAGGUCAAGCAUUUAAUCUUAAUUCAUUGAAUUGAUCUUGUCAAUUAUAUUUUUCUUCACAGAAAAGUAACAUUACUAAUAUUAAGCGGGGCAUUGAUGUAUGUUUUAGGCUUAUAGCACUAUGUAUGUUCGAAGAAAGCUUAAGAUGUUCUAAAAUAUUGACUUGCAAAAUGUUAAAUAUUGAUGGAGAAUUCCCCAGUUUACCAUUUUUAUGUUAUUGGAAUAUGGAAAUGGGGGAGAGAGAAAUUAAAUGAAACCUCAUAUUAUCCAGCUGUUUGGCUUUUCAAAUCAGAUCUGAUUAAGAUGUUUACUUUUUCUCUUGUUGCAUUCAGAAAGAGCACAAUAUCUCUGCACCUAUAAAAAUAGUUUUUACAUUUGGAAAAAUGCUUCACGCAAUUGAUCACGUCAAGGAUGGUAACUUAAAUAACCAAUUAUAAAAUGGUAGCCUCCAUAAUGGGCGGAACAAGUUUGAUUUAUUUUCUCCCGAUAAUAGUUGUUGAGCAGCAUGUCACUGAACAGUUUACAUAAAGAUGAUUGAUGGAUUAGAUAUGCAGGUUUACUCGACACCUAUUUGCAAAGAUGUAAUGCUGUUCUUCUGUAAUGCUGUAAGUUUUCCAUUACUUAUCCCAUAAAUCUAACGUCAUGGGCUGCAGUUUGUAUUAAGUUGCCAUGAUCAAAACAUUUAAUUGGGUGUACAGUAUUUUUCACUCAAUAACAUUUCAUUUUUAUAGGAUUUAAUUAAAUUCCAAUAAAAUGGUUCCUAAGUAUUUUAUUUUAAUAGCCCUAUAGCAUUCAUUUUUCUUAAUUGUUGAAAAUCCCAUAAUUGUUUAUUGGUUUCACUAGAGUACUGUACAUUUGAAUAAAUCAUUUUUACAACACUUUGAUAAAUUGUGCAAAUAUCAGUGGACGUCUUUGUUUAGAUGAUUGCAGUUUUAUAUCCACCUUUUUUUAUUGAUGCAUUCAAAUGGUUUUCAACAUUUAGUCAGAUACCAGGAGUGUUUUCAGUGAAUUGGUGUGAAGAAAAGUCAUCCUCCAGUAUCCUCCUUAGGUAAAUGUCUGUCUUAAAGUUGACCCACUCAUUGUAACUGCAAACAAGCCUUUCUUCUUAUUUCACAUUUUUCUCCCAACAGAUCCCAUGUAGACCUAAUUUCAUAGAGCUACAAAGCACAUAAAAAUGCCCUUUGGCCUCUAAGUCCGCACAAACCUCAAACAAAUAUUAGCAGUAAUUUGCUACCGAUCAUAUUUUAUUCUUCCUGCAUUCCCAUUACCUCCCUCGGAUUCUAUAAUGCACCUAUGCAAUAGGGGUGAUUUAUGCCAGCCAAUGAUCAAACAAUCUGCAGAUCAUUGGGAUGUAGGAGAAAAUUAAGCACCUGAGGGUGGCCCCAGCAGUGAAGAGCAUAUGUGCAAACUGCACAUGUUGACAUAGCACAGGUCAGGAUCGAUCCCAGGUUGUUGGUAGUGGCUUUACUAGUUGCACCACCAAAGUUGCUUGUUCAUUAAUACUGCAUUUUGUAUUAUAUGGGCAGAAAGAAAAGGCAUCUAGUACUUUUCACGAUCUUGAGAUGCUCCAAAGUGAUUUUCUUUGUGGAUGUAAUCCCCAUUGUCGUGUAGGAAACACAGGCUUCUUUGGCACUACAAAGUCCAGAUAAACAGCAAUUUGAUAGUAACCAAAAUCUAUUAGGAUUGUUGGUUGAAAGAUGUUUGCUAGAAUACUCAUGAUCUUUGUAUCUUGUGACAGUUAAAAUAAAAUGUUCUGUCUUAGACAGAACUAAAGAUAUAAACACAAAAAUAAUGAAACGCUCUAAUUCAAGGCAGUCUUAAAGAUGGUCCAUUCAAUUCAUUUUAAUAUGACAUUGCUCUUGGAAAAAAAAGUAAUCAUUUGCAUUUGGCAAUGAAGCUCCAGAGUUACAGUAUAUGUCCACAAGCAUAAAUUAUCCAAACUACUGUAAUCUCUUAUCACAUCGCAGUCAGCAGGUUUAAAACUUAAGAUCAAAAUACACUAUAAGUUGGAUGCUGCAAAUGCAAAUCCUAUUUAUUUUCAUUACAGCUGUUCUAUACAAUUUAUGGAGUUUGGGGUUUUUGCAUAGCACAUACAUUUCUCGCUAAAGCAGCCAAUCCUAGAGUAUGCAUGCCUGCAGCUGGGCUUGAAGUACGGUGCUCAAAUCCGUACUUAUUAAUAAUUAUUCUUAGCUGCUUCAAGAUCUAUUAUGUUGAGAGACUUUAAAUCAGAUUGCUACAUUUGCUAAUGUUAACACCCUCUCUUGUUUAAAAAAAAUGUUCAUUAAGCUUUCAUACAGUUCUCUUUUAAAGCUCUCCCUUCUAUUUAGUGAACUUGGUAAUUUCUUCAGGUUGGAUUUGAUUUUAAAGCUGCUAUAUUUUAUCUUUCUCUGCCUAUCACUUAAAACUACUUCCAGAAUGGGUUUAUGCUUGGUUAUCCAAGUGAGUAGAUUGCAGUAGUUGUGGUACUUCAUUACAAUGGGCAGCAUAACAUUGCACAGAUCUGAACCACUGGAAAAUAUUGUACAGCUCAAAUGUUUAGAAUGUGGUUGAAGGGUUAUGUCAUGAUUUAAUAAAUUAUUUUACUUGUUGUUUUUUGCUGCAAGUGAUACCAGAAUAAGUGCUUGUUCACAGCUGAUUUCAUGUUUUUUUUUUCCUCUUUUAAACCCUCUACUUCUACCAUGGAUUUCAUUUAAAAUAGCACUGUGUAGAAUUAAGCAAAGUAAUUGUCAAUUGUUCACAUUUUGCCAAUUUCCUCAAGUUCCAAAUUCGUCUGGGAGCAUUAGAUUUCAGUGUGUUGGCAAUUACAUCACCUGCAGGUGCUAAUUUAUUUUAUCAGUGCUAUUUUAUGACUUUUGUAAGCAGUUAUGAGAUGUUAUGUGCACUUUCCACAAAUAAACUGUAAAUGUUUUGGUACAA
Messenger RNA from Amblyraja radiata (thorny skate), 6322 nucleotides. RefSeq names its product kelch-like family member 20 (gene klhl20). Bases 403 to 2232 code for a protein of 609 amino acids. Gene Ontology annotation, biological process: proteasome-mediated ubiquitin-dependent protein catabolic process; protein K33-linked ubiquitination; Golgi to endosome transport. Gene Ontology annotation, molecular function: type II interferon binding. Gene Ontology annotation, cellular component: trans-Golgi network; PML body. The record is from RefSeq and is a predicted model, not a curated record. Lineage: Eukaryota; Metazoa; Chordata; Chondrichthyes; Rajiformes; Rajidae. The transcript has 12 exons.